Messenger RNA from Strongylus vulgaris, 393 nucleotides. The record is from the annotation of a GenBank genome assembly. NCBI's taxonomy places the organism in Eukaryota, Metazoa, Nematoda, Chromadorea, Rhabditida, Strongylidae.
UCCGACUGGGGUUGUUUUUCGGAACGAUUUAACUGGUGCGACAACCUCACCGAAGUGUCUCCGUGGCUCUAUUACAUCUUUUACGUGCUAGUCUUUGGGUUUGCUGUUUCUGUAAUGAACAUCGCUGUGACAACUCUUUACUCUGAAAUCAUUGGGCCAAGGCGUCAGGGAACUUACCAAGGAUAUUUCCAGUCAGCCGGUUCUACGGGUAGAAUGUUCGCUCCAUUGAUUACCAGUUAUCUCUAUUCGGGUUUCGGACCGAAGGCGCCUUGGAUUCUCGAAGUUGUGCAGAUUUGCACAAUAAUGGGCCUUUGGAUAGUGUUUCAUAAGAAGAUGGUACCAAUGAAGAUUGAGGAGUCCGAUAGCCGCACAUCCUCUAAAGAAGAACAUUAA